GGGAUGAUGCACGACACAGUAAAUCGAGCCGAAACGGCACUCAACAAGCAAGCAGCAAAAGCAAGGCAAUGGAUGAAGCGCGUGAAGCCGGCAGGGCCCUAGUUCCUUUGAAACUGCGUCUUGGACUGCGAUGGCCCUAGCCAAUGAAGAUCCACAUGCGCGCGUCUUGCAGUCGGAAUGACGUAACCAUCUGGUGCUUUGUACCAUAGCUCCCGUAUCCGUGCGCAAACAGCUGCCUGCAGCUCUUUAAAACCGCUGCUGCCGCUACAUCCUCUUCUUCUUCUUCGUUCAUCUCUUCUCCAGAGUCUUGUUGCUGUCGUUCAAUUCACGACACCUAACACCACCGUCAACAUGAUUGUCGACCACUUCGAGGAAGUCUUGAAGAAGACGUCCCUUCUUCUUCCCCUCCCCACAGCCACGGCAACGGCUUCGGCUACACACGUAGCUCCCAUCCCCACUGUCAUGCCCGACACGCCAAUUGAGCAGUUCGUUGGCGAUGCCGGCAGCAGGACGCUAUGGGUUGUCUUCGUGCUCAUGCUCCUCGCGUCGGCUGGCUUCACUGCCUUGUCGUGGAGGAUCCCGGUGUCUAAACGCCUCUACCAUGUCAUCACGACUGUCAUCACCCUCACUGCUGCUCUCUCCUACUUCGCCAUGGCCACUGGCCACGGUGUGUCUGUCCACAAGAUCUACGUCCGCCACCAGCACGACCACGUCCCGGAUACGACUGAGGUUAUCCACCGCCAGGUCUUCUGGGCCCGUUACGUUGACUGGAGCAUCACCACUCCUCUUCUGAUCCUCGACCUUGGUCUCUUGGCUGGCAUGAACGGUGCCCACAUCACCAUGGCCAUCAUUGCCGACCUCAUUAUGGUCUUGACCGGUCUCUUUGCUGCUUACGGCUCUGAGGGUACCCCCCAGAAGUGGGGCUGGUACACCAUUGCCUGCAUUGCCUACAUCUUUGUCAUCUGGCACCUUGCCUUGAACGGAGGAUCCGCUGCGUCUGCCAAGGGCCAGAAGCUCCGAUCGUUCUUCGUAGCCAUUGGCGGUUACACUCUCUUGCUCUGGACUGCCUACCCUAUUGUCUGGGGCUUCGCCGAUGGUUCUCGCAAGGUUGGUGUUGAUGGCGAGAUCAUUGCUUACGCUGUCUUGGACGUCCUUGCCAAGGGCGUCUUCGGUGCCUGGUUGCUCUUCACCCACCGCAGCAUGGCUGAGACUGACGUUGAGGUUGGUGGCUUCUGGGCCAACGGUCUUAACCGCGAGGGCUCCCUCCGCCUCGAUGAGGACGGUGCUUAAACGCGUCCCUCACAAUUGACUUCUCUGUCAACUGUCGGUUCAAAUUGCGAAAGAAGAGUCUUGGUCACGGUGUUCACAUGGUGAACAACGGUGGUGACCAAGGAGGUGCAUGGAAUGAGAAGGAGUCUCCCAUCUGUCCUUGACAGUAUCAAUCAACAAGUAUAGCAUCAUGUGUAGUGUUUAAAUGAUGUAUGUAUCAAGCGUUAGGCAUGC
Molecule: messenger RNA, 1503 nt
Organism: Dothidotthia symphoricarpi CBS 119687
Lineage: Eukaryota; Fungi; Ascomycota; Dothideomycetes; Pleosporales; Dothidotthiaceae
Product: family A G protein-coupled receptor-like protein
Exons: 3
Coding region: 352-1290 (312 amino acids)
Biological process (GO): monoatomic ion transport
Cellular component (GO): plasma membrane; endoplasmic reticulum
Molecular function (GO): monoatomic ion channel activity
Source: RefSeq, a predicted model, not a curated record